Messenger RNA from Cyclocybe aegerita, 675 nucleotides. NCBI's taxonomy places the organism in Eukaryota, Fungi, Basidiomycota, Agaricomycetes, Agaricales, Hemipholiotaceae. The record is from the annotation of a GenBank genome assembly.
AUGUCUGACCCCCCAAAGAGAGGACGGAGUGGGAAGCUGUCUGGGAUCUCCGGAAGGCUGCCCCCUACUAUUCCACCAGCUCUCAUCACAACAUCAGUGAGCAGCUCCUCAUUCCAGCAAGAAGGAGCCUUGCCAAUCGCACCUGACCCUACCUCAACUAGGGCUACCUAUACCACCAACAUCCCAGCUUGUUGCUGUUGCUCAUUGUCUCACCACAGCACUCAGUCACAAUUGAGGUCUGCACAUUUGUCUGAUGAGGAGUCUGACUCUGGGACAGCCCAAGCACUGCAGGAGAUGGAGGUGGAGGGCUCUCAGGCUAGCAAGGUUGUCUCUAGAGAUGUUACUGAGCAGCCGUUUGACAGUCAAUACUCCUUGAAGCUCAGAGGCACUGUCAAUGAGCUUUCUGGAGACCUUGAGGUGGUGACCUCUUUACUUGAGAAAACCACAGACUGGUUGUUGCAGGCUACCCACCACAAUCCAACAGCCAUUGAAGGGGCCAAUGCAUUCACAGACCAGAUAGUGACAUUUGUUAAUGCUAUCAUGUCGACCAACUUCUCUCAUAUCCGCACGAGCAGAACAAACUUCAACCUCACUCUUGCCUCACUCCUUGUGUCACAACCCAUCCCUGGCUCCCAGCACAAUUAUCUGGCUCCUGAGGCUGUAUCCAGCUUCUGA